Messenger RNA from Mangifera indica (mango), 3182 nucleotides. RefSeq names its product cellulose synthase A catalytic subunit 7 [UDP-forming]-like. Gene Ontology annotation, molecular function: cellulose synthase (UDP-forming) activity. The record is from RefSeq and is a predicted model, not a curated record. Gene Ontology annotation, cellular component: plasma membrane; trans-Golgi network. Lineage: Eukaryota; Viridiplantae; Streptophyta; Magnoliopsida; Sapindales; Anacardiaceae. The transcript has 12 exons. Bases 1 to 3069 code for a protein of 1022 amino acids. Gene Ontology annotation, biological process: cellulose biosynthetic process; plant-type primary cell wall biogenesis.
AUGGCCAGCAAUUCAGUUCUCUUUGCAGGCUCCCACAACCGCAAUGAGUUUGUCGCCAUUCACAACCAUGAAGAGCCAAAGUCGACUUGGAGAAACUUGGAUGGGCAAGUUUGUGAGAUAUGUGGAGAUGAGAUCGGGAAAACUGUAGAGGGAGAUCUGUUUGUGGCUUGUGAUGAAUGUGGAUUUCCAGUUUGCAGGCCAUGCUAUGAAUAUGAAAGAAGAGAAGGAACUCAACUCUGCCCUCAGUGCAAAACCAGAUAUAAACGUCUCAAAGGGAGUCCAAGGGUGCCCGGUGACGCUGACGAAGAGGACAUUGAUGAUAUUGAACAUGAGUUCAACAUUGAAGAUGAAAGCGAAAAUCAGAAGCAUGCAACAGAAGCUGUGCUCAAUGGGAAGUUAAGCUACGGAAGAGGCCCCAAUGAAGAUGAAAAUGCAGAGCUCUCACUAGUUAUCAAAGGAGAACAAACGCCUUCCUCUUCUCUUCAUAAACGAGUGCAUCCAUUUCCUCAACCCGGAAGCCAAAUAAACAAAGAUGGAGAAGGGAAAGAGAAAAUGGAUGACUGGAAAAUAUUGCAGCAAGGCAACCUUGUCAUGGAGACAGAUAACGGACAUGAUCCCGAAGUGGCCAUGCUUGAUGAAUCAAGGCAGCCAUUAUCAAGAAAGGUAGCCAUCCCAUCAAGCAAGCUCAACCCUUAUCGGAUGGUGGUGGUGGCUCGAUUUAUCAUAAUGGGCCUUUUUCUCCAGUACAGAGUCACCCACCCAGUCCAAGAUGCUAUUGGGCUCUGGCUCACCUCUGUUAUUUGUGAAAUCUGGUUCGCUUUCUCUUGGAUCUUCGAUCAACUUCCCAAAUGGCUUCCGAUCCAACGUGAGACCUAUCUUGAUCGCCUUUCCAUUAGAUAUGAGAGGGAAGGUGAACCCAACAAGCUUGCUCCAGUGGACGUUUUUGUGACAACAGUGGAUCCCUGGAAGGAGCCUCCUCUUGUUACAGCCAACACAGUUUUAUCGAUCUUGGCAAUGGACUACCCUGUAGAAAAAAUCUCAUGCUACGUUUCUGAUGAUGGAGCUUCCUUGCUCACCUUCGAAACCCUCUCAGAAACUGCUGAAUUUUCCCGCAAAUGGGUGCCUUUCUGCAAGAAAUUCAACAUCGAGCCUCGAGCUCCCGAGAUGUACUUCACUCUAAAAGUUGAUUAUCUUGCUGACAAAGUUCAACCUACAUUUGUCAAGGAGCGCCGCGUUAUGAAGAGAGAAUAUGAGGAGUUCAAGGUGAGGAUAAAUGGCCUUGUGGCGAAAGCGAGAGAGGUUCCAGUGGAGGGAUGGAUAAUGCAAGAUGGAACUCCAUGGCCUGGAAACAACACUCAGGACCAUCCUGGAAUGAUUCAAGUUUUUCUUGGGGAAGGUGGAGAUUUUGAUGCUGAGGGAAAUGAACUGCCUCACCUUGUUUAUGUCUCUCGUGAGAAAAGACCUGCUUUUCACCAUAAUAAGAGAGCUGGUGCCAUGAAUGCCUUGGUUCGCGUCUCCGGGGUGCUAACAAAUGCACCGUUUAUGCUGAACUUGGAUUGUGACCAUUAUGUAAACAACAGCAAAGCUGUGAGAGAAGCAAUGUGUUUUCUGAUGGAUCCACAGGCUGGGAAGAGGGUUUGUUUCGUCCAAUUCCCUCAAAGAUUUGAUGGAAUCGAUAAGCACGAUCGCUAUGCAAAUAGAAAUAGAGUCUUCUUUGAUAUUAACAUGAAGGGUCUAGAUGGCAUUCAAGGUCCAAUGUAUGUUGGCACAGGAUGUGUUUUCAGAAGGCAGGCUUUGUAUGGCCAUGAACCUCCAAAAGCUGUCAAGCGUCCGAAAAUGGAAAGCUGUGGCUGCUGUCCAUGUUUUGGCCGCAAAAAGAAGCAUCAGAAAGUUACAAAGUCACUAGUAAAUGGAGUGGUUGCUAGCUUAGAAGAAGUGGAUGAUGAAAGCAAGGAACAGUUGAUGUCCAAGAUGAAUUUUGAGCAUAGAUUUGGAGAUUCAUCAAUUUUUGUGACUUCAACUUUAAUGGAGGAAGGUGGUGCCCCACCUUCCUCAAGCAAAGAAGCACUUCUAAAAGAAGCUAUUCAUGUGAUGAGUUGUGACUAUGAAGACAGAACUGAAUGGGGAACUGAGUUGGGAUGGAUUUAUGGUUCAAUUACAGAAGAUAUCAUCACAGGAUUCAAGCUACAUUCAAGAGGCUGGAGGUCCAUUUACUGUAUGCCAAAGAGGUCUGCAUUCAAGGGUUCGGCUCCAAUCAAUUUGUCAGAUAGGCUCAAUCAGGCCCUUCGUUGGGCACUUGGUUCUGUUGAGAUUUUCUUCAGCAGGCAUAAUCCAAUCUGGUAUGGCUUCAAGGAAGGAAAGCUCAAGUUUCUUCAGCGUUUCGCAUAUAUUAACACAACAAUGUAUCCCUUCACCUCUAUAAUAAUUCUCACUUACUGUCUCCUACCUGCAAUCUGCUUGCUUACUGAUAAAUUCAUCAUGUCAGAGAUGAGUGCAUUUUCAGGACUCCUGUUAGUUGCUCUAUUCAUCUCAUUCUUUGCCAGUGGCAUACUUGAGCUGAGAUGGAGUGGAGUAACUGUCGAAGAAUGGUGGCGAAAUGAGCAAUUCUGGGUAAUUGGUGGCAUUUCUUCACACCUAUUCGCUGUUGUGCAAGGCCUGCUGAAAAUCCUGGCUGGAGUUGACACAAUCUUCACUGUUACAUUCAAGUUAUUUGAUGACAAGGAAUCAAAAGAGCUAUAUAAUUUCAAAUGGACAACUCUUCUGAUCCCUCCAACGACUGUUUUGAUCAUCAACCUUGUCGGCAUUGUUGCAGGGUUCACGGAUGCCAUGAACACUGGCUACCAGGCACUUAGACCUCUAGUGGGAAAGCUCCUCUUUGUUUUCUGGGUGAUUGCACAUCUCUAUCCUUUCCUCAAGGGUCUAAUGGGGAGGCAAAACAGGACGCCAACCAUUGUUGUUAUAUGGUCUGUUCUUCUUGCUUCAAUCUUCUCUUUGGUUUGGGUGAGAAUUGACCCUUUUGUGAUGAGAACAAGGGGACCUGAUCCUAAGGAUUGUGGAAUCAACUGCUGAAAACAAUGUUCUUAUGCAAAAAUAUGUAUAUUUCAUUGAGUACUUUGUGAUGUUUGGAUGUAUGAAUCAAACCAAAAUGCAAAAGGAAUAAAGGCAGAGUGAAAAUUUUUGCA